UCAUGCAGGAGAACUAUGAGAAUGUGACCUCACUAGGGUUUCUAGUUUUCCAACUUGAUGAGAUCUCCCAGGUGGAACAAGGGGAAGAACCAUGGGUCCCAGACCUCCAGGGUUCAGAGGAAAGAUUGAUCCUGAGAACUCCCUGCACAGCAGGUGAUGCAAUGGCAUGUGAGAAAGAGGAGCAGAAUUCUCAGCAGGAAAAUGUUGAGCAAGUGAGUAAAAACAGAGCAUUAUCACAAAGAUCGAAAAGGAAUGUAUCCUGGAGUCAUGAGCAGGGAAAAUCCUGGGAGAUUCAGCACAGACCAGAAAGAGAGCAAGGAAACCAGCCAGGGGAGAAAGUGGAUACAUUUAUUUCCUGUUGGGGAACUCAGAAGGUCGUCCUGGAAACCACAACACAGCAAGAUAUCCUCAGGCGAAAGAGAAAAAAUACAUGCAGUGAGUGUGGGAAAACCUUCUAUCACAGCUCAAACCUUAUUACCCAUCAGAGAAUCCACACAGGGGAGAGGCCUUAUGAAUGCCAUGAGUGUGGGAAAACCUCUUGGCACUCAGCCCAUGUUAGACAUCAGAGAAUCUGCAAAGGCGAUCAACAUUGUAAAAAUCUCUAGGGCUAUCAAUACUUUACUUUUCCUGAUUCCCACACAGUAACUUUUGAAGCUCUUUGAACUGUUCUGUAGCAACGUUAUCCCUCAGCUUGUCCAGAUGAGUGGCCCAUUUUUGCCUUUUGCAGUUCACUGUCUUUUGAGAUGGACCUAUUUGUCCUUUCUAUUGUCCUACAAGUAAUUUGAGUGUGCCCUUCCUAUCAGGAACCAGGGAGCAUCACAUUUAUAACAUUCCUCCUAUUGCAAAAUUAUUGUUCGUCACCAAUGAUACAGAUUGUAUCAUUGCCAUUUGUUCUCACGUUGCUCUGGGUUGCGCUGAAGAGCUGAUAUAUUGGAAACUUUUCAAAUUUUAUAUGUAAAUGAAGAGAAGCUGGGGAAAAAAGUGUCAUUUCAGCCUCUGUGACACCAGAUGGAUACAUGGUGACACAGAUUCCCUCCUUCCCCAUCACCACAGAACUUUUACCUUUUGUCUGAGACAUGCAGAGUUUAUCUUCAUCACAUUCUAUCCAUCCACUUCUCAAAAUGUCAUGUGAUGAAGCAUUCUCCAUUGUCUGCGCUUGCAGAUGAUGUUUUGACUUCUUUAAUCCUAUAUCAGAGUCGCUAUGACUGGAGAUGAAAGUGUCAAAGUCCUGGGAGAGGAAUUCAAAUGGAUCCCAAAUACAGUAUUAUUGGAGUUUAAAUCCCAGGUUCCAUCUAUUGUAAAGCCACUUGUGGCAAGGUGGCUGUUUUCCCCUCGUUAUGGGAAUGCUAGGAUACUAAAAAUGUUGUAAAUAACAUAACUGACUAUUGAGACAGGGAUGAAUGAAGCAGGUUUGAAUGGAUCAGAGGAGAAUGUGAUGGGAGAAUCUCUUGUCCUGAUUCUGAAUAAUCAGCUGUAACCUGCUCUGGAAUUUCACUUGACACUUUCUUUGUAACGUAUUCUCUCUAUGUGAUGUGGGUUUCUAUCUUUCCUGAAGGCUGUUUAGUCACCUGAUAAGAUAUUAGUUCAGUUUGAUAGGAUAUAGCUCAGAUUUAUUGGAGAAUUUAAGACAAUGACCCUUUGCUAAAGUCCUUAUUUAUUAUUUCAGCUUUGCUUUUUCUCCAUGAUGACAUGGAGAAAGUUCAAGUGCAGCUCUGUCAACAGGAGCAAACUCUCCAAUUUACUGCAUAUGCUAACAAAGAAACAGCAGUGAUUUAAAAUCUCCACUCAGAAAUGAUAAACAACAGAACACUGCAUAUGAUCACAGUGUAUUUUAAGUUGUUUAAGGCAAUAUUGUCUCAGAUGAUCUGGGAAGAGAAUUCCAUGGUAAGUGAUUCUGAACUAGGCAAAAUGCCCAUGUGUUUGGUUCCCAAAGCAUUUGUAACCCAGGCCCUACAGAAGAUCUCUCCUAGCUAAUCCUAUGGUGUAGGAAAUGCAGCCCUUCAUGACACACAUGUUGAGGAAAUAGAAGUGGAGUUUUUGUCAAAUUUAUUUUUUCUAGGUGCAUAAAGAUGUGUAUAAAAUGAAACUAGUGUUGAAAAUAUAUUAUCUUUGGGAAAAUAGCCAUUUUUAAUAGAAUCUCCAGCUCUGGUAACUAACGAAGAUUCUGAUCCAGGCCUGUAUCCAGUCCCUUGCCUGGAUCUAUGCCACCUGAGCCAUUCCUCAUUAACACUGCUGAGAUUUUAAGUGGCUUUGUAAAGGAUUCUACUUCAGAGAAGUGUAAAUUUACCCUAUCCAAGACCAAGGAUUUGGAAAGCACUGAGGUUGAAGGAGUCCACACCCAGUUCUUGAUGUCCACCCCAGUAAAGGAAGCUAUGGUGACCAGUGACCCAAGGAAAAUUGUUUGUACAACUCCACUUCCUAGUUCAGUGUCACUCAUUACAGUUCCAAAGGAUGCCAGGUUACAUUGAGAACAAUCAUCCUUCACUGUUUGGAUCCAAAGUGAGAGUGCUUCAUAGGACAGUCCUUCCCUGUGGAUCCCAAGCUGGCUGUCUGGUUGGUUAACAAGGCUUUUCAGGCUGUAGAAAUGAUGGUAACCAAUGAGGCAACAAAUUUGUCAGCCUCCAAUUUCAGACUUCUGGAUACUCGCAUGUUUGCUAUGGCUGCACCAUAAAACUGAUGUUGGUGCAGCUGCACCAAUGUAGCUGCGCUGCUGUAGCACUGCUAUUAUAGAGGCUCUAAGGCAAUGGGAGAGAUUUCUCCCAUUGGACUUGAUUAGUCCAGCCCCUGCAAGCGGCAGUGGCUCUGUUGGCAGGAAAAACUCUGCCACUCAUGUAGCACUAUCUACACAGAGGCUUAGGGCUGCGUAACUAUAUUGCUCACCAGUGUGGAUUUUUCACACCCCUAAGCAAUAUAGUUAUCCCAAUAAAUAUCUUUAGUGUAGACCAGACCUUAGUUUUCUCUUGUGUUUUAUGCAUUUACAUUACUUCUCUACCUCCUCCUACUUUGAAAAAUUAAAGUGUGACGAGAGGUAUUUUUCUCCAUGAUGCAAAUAUUCCCACAUAGGAGACCCUUUCCACCAACACACAUGGCAGAAGAUCCUGAGAUAUAUGAACUCAUAGAAGUAGUUGGGACCUACGUUGGGACAAACCACAACUUGAGCCAAGGUUCAGUUGUUGGCAAAAGGAAUUAAAAGAAAACUAACAUAUACAACAAGAAUUUAUGAUCUUUGAAUAUGUUGUUGGUACCAAUGAAAUUAUAGGUGAAGUUAUUGGUUAAAAAGUAAGAGACUGUGUGAUAAUCUGAAUUAUUUUGGAAAACUGAAAGUUGUCUUGUUUGUUGUUUUGUUAGCCAUCAUUUCCAGUAUGAUUAAUCUUAAAUGUUAAUUUGGUUUAAUUUACCCCCUGUAGUGUAAGGAGUUCUGGUAGAAAACCUCACUUCAAUGGUUGAGGUGAGAGAAUGUGUGUGAGAAAGAGUGUAUAAGAGAAUAUUGUCCCAGUAUAGAUUUUAAUAUUUUGUGUUUUCAAAUAGAACUUAUUUUGCUUAGUUUCAAAGUCAAUUUCUAUUAAAAGGAAAGCUACUCGA
Messenger RNA from Gopherus evgoodei (Goodes thornscrub tortoise), 3582 nucleotides. RefSeq names its product zinc finger protein 641-like. Bases 3 to 605 code for a protein of 200 amino acids. Gene Ontology annotation, biological process: regulation of DNA-templated transcription. The record is from RefSeq and is a predicted model, not a curated record. Lineage: Eukaryota; Metazoa; Chordata; Testudines; Testudinidae. The transcript is spliced from 3 exons.